CGUAAAAUUGCGAGAGCAGAGAUGUGGUGUUAUUGCUAUUGACGUGGAGUAAACUUGAGUUACAAUAAAACCAUAAUACAACAUCAAAUAUGUACGCCCUUAAGCGCGAGAAAAAAGAGGAAGAAGAUGGUGCAAGUGGCAAUCCUUUUCAUAACUUAGAGAAAACUACUGUUCUUCAGGAAGCUAGAACUUUUAAUGAAACGCCUUUAAAUCCAAGAAAAUGUGCAACCAUCCUGACCAAGAUCAUCUACCUUCUGAAUCAGGGAGAGCAGUUAGGCACUGUAGAAGCAACAGAAGCAUUCUUUGCUAUGACAAAGCUUUUUCAAUCAAAUGAUCCAAUUAUCCGUCGCUUAGUUUAUCUAUGUAUUAAAGAAUUGGCUUCAGUUGCUGAGGAUGUUAUUAUUGUAACCAGCAGUCUUACUAAAGAUAUGACUGGGAAGGAAGAACAAUAUCGACCAGCAGCUAUUCGAGCACUCUGCAAAAUUACUGAUGGUGGCAUGCUACAAGCUAUUGAGCGUUACAUGAAGCAGGCUAUUGUUGAUAAAAAUAGUUCAGUAUCUAGCGCUGCCCUUGUAUCAUCUCUGCAUUUUAUGAAGGAAUGUCCAGAUGUUGUGAAACGAUGGGUCAAUGAAGCUCAAGAAGCAGUUAAUGCUGAUAAUGUUAUGGUCCAGUAUCAUGCUUUGGGAUUACUGUAUCAGAUUCGUAAAAAUGACAAAUUGGCCAUAUCCAAACUUCUAACCAAAUAUACUAGACCAUCACUCAAGUCAUCUUAUGCUGUUUGUUUAUUAAUUCGAAUUGCAAGUAAAUUGAUUGAAGAUGAUGAUGCUGGCCUCGAAAGUUCUCAUUUUGAUUUCAUUGAGAGUUGCCUACGACAUAAAAGUGAAAUGGUCAUUUAUGAAGCUGCCCAUGCUAUUGUGAAUAUGAAAUCCACCACUCCAAGGGAGCUGGCUCCCGCUGUAUCCGUAUUACAAUUGUUCUGUGCCUCACCAAAGCCUACACUGAGAUUUGCUGCAGUCAAAACACUUAAUAAGGUGGCAAUGACUCAUCCUGCUGCUGUAACUGCCUGCAAUAUUGACCUUGAGAAUCUCAUCACUGACUCAAACCGUAAUAUUGCUACUUUAGCCAUUACCACUCUUCUCAAAACUGGGAGUGAGAGUAGUGUUGAUCGAUUGAUGAAGCAGAUCACAUCCUUCAUGUCUGAAAUUUCAGAUGAGUUUAAAAUAGUUGUUGUACAAUCCAUCAGGUCCUUGUGUCAAAAAUUCCCUCGUAAACACAAUGUCAUGAUGAACUUUUUGUCUGGCAUUUUAAGAGAUGAAGGUGGCUUUGAAUACAAAAAAGCUAUUGUUGAUACAAUUAUCAAUGUUAUUGAAGAUAGUCCAGAUGGAAAGGAAGCAGGAUUAGCCCAUUUAUGUGAAUUUAUUGAAGACUGUGAGCAUACAUCUUUGGGAGUAAAGGUGUUAUAUUUAUUGGGUAAAGAAGGUCCCAAAACAUCUCAGCCCUGCAAAUAUAUCAGAUAUAUUUAUAAUAGAUUAAUCUUGGAAAAUGCACCUGUUCGAGCAGCUGCUGUGAGUUCAUUGGCUAAGUUUGGAGCCCACUGUGAAGAUUUGCUUCCCAAUGUAACCGUCCUACUUCAGCGCAGCCUCUUGGAUACCGAUGAUGAAGUGCGUGAUCGAGCCACUUAUUAUCUCAAUAUUCUCAAUGAAAAGCAGAAGAGUCUUUAUUCUCAGUAUAUCCUCAAUGGUUUACAAGUCUCAAUAGUAGGUCUAGAAAAGGCCCUGCACCAAUAUACUUUAGAGCCUUCUGAAGCACCUUUCGAUAUCAAGAGUGUUCCUCUUGCCACUGCACCUAUUGCAGAAGAGAAGAAAGCUGAUGUUCCAACUAUUGGUAAGGCCAAAGAAAAAGUGGCUGCUUCACGACAAGACAUAUUUGCUGAACAACUUGCUGCCGUGCCUGAGCUUGCAGCUCUUAACUUAGGUCCUCUAUUCAAAUCUUCACUACCUAUUGAACUUACAGAGUCAGAAACAGAAUUUGUAGUCAGAUGCAUAAAACAUACAUUUACUAAUCAUAUAGUUCUUCAGUUUGAUUGCACCAAUACCUUAUCUGAUCAAGUUUUAGAGAAUGUUUAUGUUCAAGUUGAACCUAGUGAAGGGUUUGAAGUUCUUGCUUAUGCACCCUGUGCUAAGCUACAAUAUAGCAUACCUGGAACUACAUAUGCUUGUAUAAGGCUACCAUCAGAUCCUUUAGUUGUGAUUGGGACAUUUGGCAAUACUUUGAAGUAUCUUGUGAAGGACUGUGAUCCAAAUAGUGGAGAACCAGACGAUGAUGAAGGCUAUGAAGAUGAAUAUGUGCUAGAAGAUUUAGAUAUUUUGCUGAGUGACCACAUUCAAAAGGUUUUGAAAACAAAUUUUGCAGCAGCUUGGGAAGAAGUCACUGCUAAGAACGAAUUAGAAGACACUUACGCAUUUAAUUUAAAAACAUUAGAAGAUGCCGUCAAGAACAUAAUGCACUUCCUUGGAAUGCAACCUUGCGAAAGGUCUGACAAAGUGCCCGAGAACAAAAGCUCUCACACUCUCUUUUUAUCCGGCGUGUACCGGGGAGGCCACACCGUGCUGGUACGUGCCAAGUUAGCCAUUCGCUCAGAUACAGAAGGCGUCACCAUGAACAUUGCAGUCAGAAGCACGGACCCCAACGUAAGCGAAAUAGUUGCUUCAGCCAUAGGUUAAACCUAUUUAGUCCUUUAUCUUUAAAGAAAUGUACAUUUUUGAAAGCUUUGGCCACACUGAAGCAAAAAGAUGGACUUGUAUUCAUAACAGUAUCACUUCAUAUGAAUUUUUAUGUAUUUUCUUUCAGCACCUAUUCAGUCACAUUUUAGUUUACUAUUUUGUAACAGAUGUCUUCCUUUAAUCUUCGGUUAAGUUUUCAGAAAUCUAUUGUAAUUAGUUAGUUUUCAACGAAUUCAAAAAAGUUUAUAUUUAUAAUCAAUUCUGUUAAAAGAAGUGCUUUUCCCUUUCUUUUAAGUUUGUUGGCAAAAAAAUAAAAUUAUUAUUAAAUAAAUGUUAAAUGAAUUCUGUAUAUGAUAAAUUCUGCUGAAUGUGUGCUUAAGAAUUGUUAAAUAUUCAAUAUUUUUGACUAUCUUUUUUCUUUAGAUACUGUUUCUAAAUAAGUAUAAUAUGGGCAUAUUGUAACUGUAUCAUCUAUAUAUAUGUUAAGUAAUAUUUCUUAAAAAUUGAAUCAUAUGUACAAAUUUAGAUAUGUAAUUCAAUAUGUUUUACAGUAUGUUUGAAGUUUUAUCUUUCCUCCUCAGAUUUAUUUUAUAUUUACAGUGGGGGAGGCAGUUUUAUGAAUCAUGGUGUUACAAAGAGUGUUUCUAACAUUUGAUGUUAUCUAAUUAAAUAUAAAUUCUUAUAUAGAUUUUAUUCUUUAUCCUGGAAGUUUAGCUUCUGAAUCCUUAGUUAAUAUCUAAUUGUUUGGUUUGAAAAAAAAGUGAAAUAAAAAUUGUAUAUAUUAGGAUUCUUUUUCCAGAGCAAUUAAAAGCAUGCAGGAAAAAUAGUGCUUGUAUUUUUUAAGGGAAUAGGUUACUUUUGAUACCAAAGUGCUCUUUUCUACUGUAUUAUUUAUAAGUAUGAAAUUAAUGGUUUCAAUAUAAUUAAACUAUAGUGUUUCUUAUAUUAUGACUCUUAUUUGAGUUUCUCUUCACCAUAUUUAUAAUUUUUGGGGAAAUUUGUAAAAUCAUUCCACAAUCUUUCAUUGUUUUGUUUCAUUAUCAUA
Molecule: messenger RNA, 3768 nt
Organism: Argiope bruennichi
Lineage: Eukaryota; Metazoa; Arthropoda; Arachnida; Araneae; Araneidae
Gene: gammaCOP
Product: coatomer subunit gamma-2-like
Exons: 22
Coding region: 90-2723 (877 amino acids)
Biological process (GO): intracellular protein transport; intra-Golgi vesicle-mediated transport; organelle transport along microtubule
Cellular component (GO): COPI vesicle coat; endoplasmic reticulum-Golgi intermediate compartment; Golgi membrane
Molecular function (GO): structural molecule activity
Source: RefSeq, a predicted model, not a curated record